Lytechinus pictus (painted urchin) is the source of this 7703-nucleotide messenger RNA. Its product is annotated as neurexin-3-like. Lineage: Eukaryota; Metazoa; Echinodermata; Echinoidea; Temnopleuroida; Toxopneustidae. Bases 1 to 3654 code for a protein of 1217 amino acids. The record is from RefSeq and is a predicted model, not a curated record. The transcript has 17 exons. Gene Ontology annotation, molecular function: calcium ion binding.
AUGGUUCAAAGAGUUAAGGGAAAUAUUAGAAGUAACUGUGAAGUUCAGUCAGGGGCAUGUUCACACCAUUCACCGGCAGUAUCAUGUGUCGCCAAGUUGUCUAUAGGAGACUCGACGACACUUCUCGCCUGUAAAAACAUUGUAGAUAGUCCGGUGUCCCAAGCUCAGCCAGUGGUUUACAACUGUGAUGACUUUAUGUUGGAGCUUCUUGACUUGGCUUUCAAUGGUAAUGACUUUAUUCAGAUAUUUGGUGAUAUCACCUUCACAACAGAAGAUGUUGAUGCCAUUGACCCUAUCACCUUCCUCACCGAGGAAUCAUUCCUUCUUCUUCCAAAGUGGAUGGCAAAGCUGAAUAGUGCAAGUGAUAUCGCCCCCGGUCAGGGACAGACUGAAGGCACUCUCUCGCUUAGCUUCCGUACCAACGAGCCAUCAGGGGUGAUCAUGUACAACCGAGGUGCCGAUCACAUCACAGACUUCUUUGCUCUGGAGUUGUUGGAUGGCCACUUGUACCUGGUUCUAGAUCUAGGAUCCGGAGCUAUCCGCUAUAGGGCCGAUUCCCUUCCUCUCAACGAUGGUCUCUGGCAUUCUGUUGUGCUCUACAGACAUCAUAACAGAGGAACAUUACAGAUUGAUAAUCGAGACCCGGGCAAGUUUAACGUUGGAGGUACAAGUAAGCAUCUCAAUCUUGUGGAUCAUCUGGUGCUUGGAGGAAUUGAUUUUGAGAAUGAUUCAAACUUCUUACCAAUGGACUUGUACAGCGGGGCGCUACGGAGGGGUUAUGUGGGCUGCCUCAAGAACCUGGUCCUACAAGGGACAACUAUUGAUCUUCCAACUUAUGCUAUUGAACAAUCUAAUGGGAACGACAUUGGAGUCUACUGUAGGGAAGAAGAAGGGCAGUGCUCUAGCACACCCUGUAACCAUGAAGGAACUUGCACGGAGGGCUGGAACAGGUUCAUCUGUGAUUGUCGUAUAACUGGCUAUACUGGAAAGACAUGUGACGAAGAGGUAGCACGACUGUCCUUCAAUGGUAACCAGUACAUGCGCAUCACAGUAUCGGCAAACUCGCGCAGCAAGGUUGAAGACAUCUUCCUCAGGUUCCGCACUCGCUUCCCAGACGGCCUCCUGGUGGCCACCUCCUCUGAUAACGUGAUUGACAUGCUGAUGGUGGAGCUGAAGCAAGGAUUGAUACGGGUGAUCACCAACUAUGGUAUUGGUCAGACGGUCAUCACUGCAGGACACGGGCUGGAUGACAAUCGAUGGCAUGCUGUUCAUGUCCAGCGGCGGGAUGAUCGUCUUAUGGUCACUGUGGAUAAUACUGACAGAGCCGAAGCAUUUAACAUAACGUACGGAGUGAGUGAGAAUUUCCAGAGUGGUAUCCUUGAUUAUCAUUACAUCGAGGUCGGAGGGGCUGCCAAUCGUGACAGCAUGCCAGAUAACCCUGUCAACUUUGUUGGUCACAUGGAGCAGUUCCUGUACAACAACCAACCUUACUUUGACAUGGCCAAGGCACGAGAACUUGAUUACAUCAGAUUAAAUGCGACCUUUGGUGAGAAGAUGAGUCAGAGACCGAAGGUCAACCCGUUCACCUUCAGAACGAAAGAAGUCUUUGUCCAGCUGGAGACACCAGACUCAUAUCCAGCCCUGACGCUUUUCUUCCACUUCAAGACGACGGAGCCCAAUGGUCUGCUGCUCUACAGCAGCGGUGGCCGCACUGACUUCAUCUCAGUUGGACUGGUGGCAGGACAGAUACAGUAUGCCUUCAACAUGGGGGCCGGACCUGUCAAGAUCCAUGCUAACACACCCCACAAGCUCAACGACAACAAAUGGCACGAGGUGUCCAUCUCAAAGAACAGCGUAGGUCGACAUGUCCUGCAGGUGGAUAACUCAAUGAGUAUUGCUCAGCCGUCAUCCAAGGCAAGACAUCUAGACCUGACCGAGAACCUUUACGUUGGUGGAGUCGCUACAGAUAUGUACGAGGACCUACAGAGUGGAGUGGAGGCCAGGGUAGGCUUCCAGGGAUGCUUUGCAUCUCUAGAAGUCAAUGGCAGGAAACAGGAUCUGGAGGACUCAGCUAUCAGCAUCGAGAUGGAUAAGUCCAACCUGAAACGUGGCUGUGAAGAUAAUGGGGAUCUGUGCCUAGCUGAUGUAUGUGCUAAUGGAGGCCUUUGUAUACCAGGUUGGAAUGGAUAUAGUUGUGAUUGUCGGAUGACCAGCUUCUCAGGAAUCAAUUGCUCUGAAGUGAGUACAUCCUUUGGUUUUGGUACUGGUGGUGGUCUCAUCUCAUUGGAGAUACCUGAGUCUCAAUGGUUACGGACAGACCAUGAUGAUCUCAGUAUGGGUGUGGCUACCAGGUCAGCUAAUGCCAUCAUAGCCCGCAUCGACAGUGCUACUUCUGACGACUACAUUGAAAUGGAACUGGUAAAUGGUUAUCUCUGGACCAUGUACAACUUUGGAUCAGCUGACCACAUGAUCAGUGAUGACGUCAAUCGCAUCAACGAUGGCGCAUAUCACGUGAUUCAUUUCUCAAGGACCGGGGCCAACGCUUCUCUGCAGAUAGAUCAGUAUGCUCGAGUUUACAAGACACCGAAAGGCAAGCAGUCUACAUUCUUUGAUGACCAGGCAAUGAUCAACCUCGGUGGACGUGGUGAUAUCAGUGAAAGCAAACGAAAGAGGAGAAGAAGAGCGCCUUCCUCAUCUCAGUUUGAAGGCAUGAUGUCUGGUCUCUCAUACAAUGACAUGAGAGUACUAGAUAUAGCAGCGUCAGAUGACCCACGCAUCGUACUCAGCGGGAAUGUAGGUGAACUCCAGAAUCCAGAGAAUUACAUCUAUGGCUCACCGAUACCAACAACGUCAGAUGAGAGCACUAUCUACCGCAUCACCACCACCAGGAAGACACCGGUAUUACCACCAAUACUCAAUAUAUCAAGUACAGCAAAUUCAGAUCUCACAUCUCCAACAAAGAUCACAAUGUCAAUAGCACCUACAUCCGAUGGUGAAUACACACCUGAUGAUCAAGAUAUUAUAUUUGUAACUGGAUCUGGAUGUUUGUCUGAUGUUCCAGAGGACUGUUCUCCACAAGCUGCAGUUACUCCCAGAGGUGAGGAUAUCUUUGUACCCGGAGAGACUAUGAGUACACCCCCUCCUGAGAAGCCUGGUGCCCCAGCAACCACGGAAUCAGCUUCUCCCAUGUCUCCCCAACCCCUUCCCCCUUCCAGCACAGAGCCAGGAUCAGGAUGUGACGAUGAUGACGAGGAUUGUAUGACUGCUUCAGGAGAAACUUCAGGCACCAAACCCAGCCCAACCAAAGACUUCACUUUCACCCCAGUUGGUGGAGGGGCUACCGUGAUAACUGCUGGAUCUACCCCUCAAUCCGGAGCCAGCCAGGGUAACAAUGGGUUUGAUUUCCUUGGCGAAGCUGGGCUGGUGGUGGGCGCGGUAUCCGCAGCAGCUGUAAUCUUUAUCCUUGUCAUCCUUGCCAUCUAUAAGUUCAAGAAUCGAAAUGAAGGCUCGUACCAGAUUAACGAGAGUCGGAAUUACGACUACGAGGCAACGCGCACCUCCCUCUUACCUGCCACGGCCACGAAUGGCACCUUACCAUCAAAACCUAAACCUUCAUUACCGCCAGAGUAUGCGACAAAAGAAUGGUAUGUCUAGCAGUAGUUAUAGACAUAGAUAGAUAUAUAGCACAUAUGUAGCUUUGUCUUCUUUUUGUAUAUUUGAAGAGAAAAAACAAUCACAUAUAUUAUAUAGUAUUUCAAUCAAAAUUAUUCUACCAGUGUGUGUAUAUAAAAAAGCAAUGUCCUAUGCUAAUUUGAUAUGCAAUUAUGAACAUAUGAAGCACUAUGGUGGAUGCUUCAGCGGUUGUUUUUUUAAGAUGUUUUAAGGAUCUUGCCAGAUUAGUUAAGAUGAAUAGCAUACAAGUGACACCCAAUUUAUGGACCUCAAUCAAUUGACUAUCACUUACAGAGUUUGGUGAUAGGAGUUUUUUCUUCUUCAGAUAAUGAAAGUUUAUUUUAUCCAAAUUAAAAUACAAAGCCUAUGUCCUGGUUCAAACCUGAUGUUGAAUCUCUUUUGAGAUUUAUGAACCCUCUCUCAGUAGAAAGCACUGAAAAUGUUGUCUCUGUUGCACUUUAGGUCUCAGUGUUGGUUUGUGUACUUAAGAUUCACCAGACUACUGUUGAAUGAGAAGCAUGAUAUCACAUCAUUUAUUUGUAUAUCUUCCAACAAAUGUUUUGGUCAUGUAUGUAAUAUUCUCUGCUUGUAUAAGUAUGUAUUCAAACAUGUGAAUUUUGUUGUAUUAUUUUAGAAUCUGGAAAAAGUUUUAAGCAUGUUGUAUUGGAAUUCAGACUUUCAUCAUGUCUUGUGACAAUAAGGGAUUAAACUGUAAGUGCUCUUUUCAUUAAUGUUGCUAUGGAAACAGAGGAUGAUAAAGCAUUGUGAACCACCAGACUGUAUCAAAGUUCUUGUGAUUUUAUUGAAAGAAGAAUAGAGCAUGGACUAAUGCUAGGUAUUACUUCAUUGAAUAGCAUUUGAAUCAGUAUAUGUUCAUCAAGCUAUAAGCAAUGGCCUGACUUUUUUUUACAAACAGACCAUUUCACAACCCUAGAUUCAACUUUUAAUGUCAAAAAGACAAAAUGGCUGUCAGUGGCAGUCUAAAUUGACAAAGUUGUCAUGAUAUUUCAUGUGAAAGUCUGGAAAGAAGCUUCAGAUGUGGGUCUUGUUUUUUUGCAAUAGAAUUUUACUGACAAACAUUUGAUUAGGUGCUACAAGCAAAAUGAUUCAUACUUGUCCAUGUAUUUUUUUUCCCCUUCAUUUUCACUGCAUUUUAUUGUGCUGAAUAUAGAUUACUUGUGACCACCUCGUGAAUACAACUCAUUGUAAUUUAUUGAUCAAACUUCUGUGAUUGAUCAAUUACACGUAUAUGAUUAGCCAACAAUAAAACACUUUGAUUAUGUGCUUAAUGAUAAUCUUCCAACUAGACUCAAACUCAAGCCUCAUUCAGAUAUGAUUUGACAAACCUCAGUAUUUCUUAUCACCCUACUUUAUAUACUAGUAAACAUAUAUCUUACACUUCAAGGCUAAAAAGGGUCCAAAGUUGCAUGGAUAAUCUGGUGAAAUUUUAAGUGAUAUCAUCAUUCAUGUUAUACAGUGUCAUUAAUAUUUUAAUAUGGCAUCAUGAGUUUGUUCAUGCAACCCUGGACAGAUAAUUUUUUCGAUGAUUGGUACACAUUCUUAUUUUGUCUCCUUGCAAAAACUCUUGACCUUUUUUUAUGCCAUAUGCUUCUUGUUGACUUGUACGCAAAAAUAUUGCGUAGCUUUUUUGCUGAGUUUUGUCAAUCCAUGUCUGAGUGAGGCUUUAGCAAGAAUGGCAAAUUGGCAAUCCACUAGCACUUAACAAGAUGCAAUCAUAAUGUAUGUACUGAGAUUCAAUUCACUUUCAAUCACAAAGCAUAGAAAUUCAAAUUAUAUGACAGCUUUGGUUUUGUCCUUUGAUAGAACAAACUAAAGAAACUGAAAUUCAAAGAAAUUAAGCACAGUACUAAAUAUAUUGCUGUUAAAGUUGUGUUAGUAAUUUAUUACUAAAUGUAUUUGCUUGUAUGAAUGACAUAAUUAUGCUUAUCAUAUUCUAAUUUAUGGAAAUGCAAAACACAAUAUCAGUCUAUUUUGAUUUUAAGGAAUUUUUAAGUUUAAAUCCUUGUAAGAUGGGGAUACUAAUCAGCUUUUAAAAUCAAUAAAUUGUGUUAAUUUUAGAGUUUAAACAUGUAACCCUUAUCUGGAUAUUGCAUUUUCCAGAGCAGUCAAUGUGUGAUUAGAUUCGAUGUUAAAUGUGUGCUAAUUUAAAGAUUGGGAAAGCUUUAUAAAGUCUUUUGAGUAGACUUGAUUUUCACUUUUAUUGAUGAUUAUGUGAUUAAUUAUUGUUUAUAUAUCCAGUGCCAUGUAUUUAUUUACAUAUUUCAUGUUAAUUGGGAUAUCUUUUUUUUUUGCAUUUAUUUUCAUAUCUUUCAUUAUUUUUCUUUUGAUUCCUUUUUAUGUGUAAACUGAAACCAACAUGAAAUGAAAUGAGAUACGAAAAACAACUUAAUUAGAUUUUUCAUUGAAGAUUAAUUGCCAGGUGCAAUUAUAAAACAAAACAGGCAAGACAAAGAAUUACAUAUAAUAUAUUAUAAUCAUUAUUAUUUAUAUUACUAUUAUACUGUCAUGUAAUGUAAAUAUGGAUUACCUGUAAAUCUUACAUUCCUUUCACACAAAUUAUGUUCUGUAGAAAUAACAUAUACAGGUUUACAAAUGAGAUAUUGUAUAGUUUGAUGAAGAAAGACAGGUGUACAUAGAGAUAUGUAUCUAGUUUGUAACAUAAAUAACCCAUGAGUAGACUUUAAUAAAAAAUAAAAAAGAGACACAUUCUAUCAUCAGAGAAGUGUAGUUAAAAUUAGUUCUUUUUAGAAAUCUUAGUAGAUUUUGUGGUUAUCAUUCUUGCUGAUAUGCAUGUAUCAGUCAUUUCUAAUCUGUUUAUUCAGACAUUGGUUUUUAAACUUGGAUAUAGUAAAACUAAAUUCUUGUUUUACUUAUUCACUUGGAUUCUUGUGGUAAAAUGGGUGAUAGAGGCCAUGAUUAUUUGUUUCAACUUAUUUUAUUGAGAUAAAUUCAAAGGAAAAAAUGAGAGCUUUUUGUAUGCUGAAUACUUGGUUAUUCCCCCCCCCCCCCCCACUUAUAAUAUAAUAUGACAAUAACAUUGUUGAGGGAACUUCAAAAUUACAUAAAUGGGUUUAAAGAAUGUGGCCCAUCUUUGAGAGUAUGGUUUAAUGCAAAAUUUCUUCUCAUUUAAAAAACUAUUACCUAUUGAUGCUUGAUGCAGAAUUAAUUCAGUAUAUCAUUCUCAUAAUCAGGCAUAUGUAGAUAUAUAUAAAAACUGGAAUAUAAAUUGAUAUGUAUACCGAUUGCUCUACUAUAUCCUUAGCUUACAUUCUGUCAAUUAUUAUAUUUUGUUCAGAAAAUACAUCAAGAGCUGAAGUGACAGCAAUAUACGAUGCUGAAAACUUAUACUUUUCAUCAGCAAACAAUAUUCAAUUAAAAUGAUCAUGUGCAGCAACAAAAGUACCUGUAUCUCUAUUCCCGAGAUUCGUUAUCUCUUGAACAUAUAUGCUGCAGUGAAGCAAUUUGAAAAAUGGUUUCAAAAAAUUACUUUCUUUUAAGCACCCUCCAUAAUACAGUACAAUGUUUGUAUUUGAGUAUACUUCUUAAACUACAAGCUUGUGUAAAAUAUUUUUCCUAACAUAUGGGUGCUGUGUUGAUAGUUUAUCAUAAUGUACAAGUAUUUAUAAUGUACUUUACCCAGGAAUUAAAAUUCUAUACAAAACAAUUCCAAUCUUGGUCUUCAUUUUUGACUUGCUGACCCAUUUGUAUUACACAAGACUACAUUUUUUUGUAUGAUUAGUAUUAUAGGGUCAUUUUAUUUAUGGUUAAUGUUUUUUUUAGAUAAAGCAUGCAGCAAAUUGGCAGUGAUAUUUAUAUGUCAGACUAUGUAAAAACAAAUCGCUUCCAAAUGAGUUCAUGGUAAACCUCUACAGUCAUUUAUUUGAAAAGAUUACUGUUAUGUAUUUUGUUUGUUUCAAGUAGGUUGUUAUUUUGAUAUCUUUUAUUCAGCCUCCCUGGCAUAUUUUCAUUAUGCAAGUGUAGCAAUAAAUGUGAAUUUGAAUGACUAUAAA